Suillus discolor is the source of this 1832-nucleotide messenger RNA. RefSeq names its product Rad9-domain-containing protein. The transcript is spliced from 7 exons. The coding region runs from base 60 to 1667 and encodes 535 amino acids. Gene Ontology annotation, cellular component: checkpoint clamp complex. Gene Ontology annotation, biological process: DNA repair; mitotic intra-S DNA damage checkpoint signaling; cellular response to ionizing radiation. The record is from RefSeq and is a predicted model, not a curated record. NCBI's taxonomy places the organism in Eukaryota, Fungi, Basidiomycota, Agaricomycetes, Boletales, Suillaceae.
AGCGCCUCAAAUUGGCCGUACUUACAUAGGACUUCUUGACUCAUCAGUCGCGAAUAUCCAUGCAGGCGACACUCAGUGUUGCUGCUCUCAAACCAUUCAUCAGGGCACUAACAUGUCUGUCGAGAUAUGGCGACGAUGUUGUCAUAUCUGCAAAUCCAGAACACCUCUCAUUAACCGCAACUAAUUCUUCACUCUCUGCAUACUGUUGCUUCAAGUAUGGGCGCAGGUUCUUUUCCAGAUAUAAAUUCAGAGAUGGCGUGGCACAAGACGAUGUCCAGGACGUGAAAGGACAGUUGCUCGCUAAGACGUUUCUUUCCAUUAUUAAACAUAGAACUAUCGAGAAGACAUUGGAACGCUGCGAAUUCAUAAUCGUUGAAGCAGCGGAUCUAUAUGACCAGAAUGAGCCAGACGAGGACCAGGACACAUUAGAGAGCAGAUUGAUUAUUCGAUUGCACUGUAAACAUGGCAUCGUAAAGACCCACCGACUGCCACUCUUGAUCCCUACAUCAUUGCUUUUACCGGGUACCUCAGACCCUUCGACUGAAUCCCAUCUUACAAUAGGUCCACGCGCAAUAAAAGACAUAACGGAGCAUUUCCCAAAUGCUCGAGGGGCGAAAGGUGAUCCUCAACUUGUAUGGACCUUUGGAGACACCGACGUUGAGGUUAAGAGCCUCGAGUCCUCUAUUGACACUAGAGGUAAAGCUCAACUAUCAACAGAGCUGACAAUCAGCGCGGAUGAGUUCGAUGUCUAUGACGUCUAUGCAACCCCAACCAUCAUCUCUUUUCACUUGCGAGAGUUCAAUGCCACAAUUGCUUUCGCGGAAUCCAUGGGUCUCUGCCUAGAUCUACGGUUCACGGAUUCUGUGGCCCCUCUCUUCAUCGACGUCGAAAGCGAAGAGUCAGAGUGUCUUUUUGUCAUAUCUACCUCGCAAUACGGUGGUUCAGUCGCACCUCCAUCGUCAAACUCUACUCAACACAACACACACAAACGUCCUUCUCCAAGCGAUGAUGGUAAAAGCAGUUCGAGACAGCGAAGCGAAACACCGAGAAUAAAGAAACCAAUGAAAGCCGUGCAGCGUAUGGAUGUGCGUACACCUGAUAUAACUUCUACUUCGAAAGCACAAAACGAUGCACGAUCAAUGCCACCGCCAUCUUAUAUUCCUCAGCACACGUCAGGCUCUCCACUGAAUCAGAUGCCGCCUCUUCCCUCGCCGUCUUGGAAUCUUCCGCCUGAUCCAUCCCAUGGAGUUACGGUGCAACUCGAGCCUCUUUUCUACCCUCAGUCUUCUCAAUUGUUAUCGGAUGAGCCAAGCGGGAGCCCUGAAGUGGGUCGAGCUAAAGCACGGGAUCGGACUCCAUUAUUUUAUCCCCUUUCACAACUUUCUCAGGCAGACAAGGAGGUGAUACGCGCAUCUGGUUUGGGUAUCGAAGACAUGAACCAGGAUGAACUAACGGCAAUGCUCGAAGGAGAGGGCGAAGAAGUUGGCUUUGAGUUCGCUGCGUCUCAGAGUCUUACCAACAUGGAAGAUGCAGAUUCAACUAUGCUUUCUGCGGAUGAUGAUCCUGAAAGCUUUGAACUUGUUGAAGACAUUGGCACUGAACUUGGGCCAACGCAGGACGACGUUGGAGGCAGGAAGAAGGUGUUUCAGCCUCUGUUUGAAGAUUAAUUUCGACACACAUAACAUGUUAGGAUUUUGUUCAUCCUUUGUUGUUGUGUUUACUACUUAUGAUUUUCCUGACACACUGUAGUGGGAGAGGGUUUUGUAGAAAAUAAAUGUCAUAUGCUGUGCAUGCUUAAGAUUCGGUUUAUAAUACAGUUACGUAAUUAACCC